GCCGGUGCUGACACACACACACACACACACAAACACACACACUCCUCCGCUGGGCGCGAGCACACACGGGCUUGACUGACACAUGCUGCGGUAUUCUGCACCGCUGGACGGCCGUGGAUUAGCUUUAUGCUAAUAUCGACAGGAGCGGGGAGCCAGCGGAGUCUGAACGGGCUCCUUUCUUCGCAGCCAUGGCUGAAGGAGGAGAGGGAGAGGAUGAGAUCCAGUUCCUCAGGACUGAUGAUGAAGUGGUGCUCCAGUGCGUGGCCUGCAUCCAGAAGGAGAAUCGCAAGUUCUGCCUGGCUGCCGAAGGGCUGGGGAAUCGCCUGUGUUACCUGGAGCCCACAUCUGAGGCAAAGUAUGUGCCUCCAGACCUGUGCAUCUGUACCUUUGUGCUGGAGCAGUCUCUGUCUGUUCGAGCCCUGCAGGAGAUGCUCGCUAAGAGUGGACAAAACAGUGAAGGGGCAGCCCAGAGCGGUGGACACAAGACGCUGCUGUAUGGACAUGCCAUCCUACUGCGGCAUUCCUUCAGCUACAUGUACCUGGCCUGUUUGAAGACAUCAAGGUCACAGACAGAUAAGCUAUCGUUUGAUGUCGGCCUGCAGGAGGAUUCAACAGGUGAAGCCUGUUGGUGGACAAUCCACCCUGCCUCCAAACAGAGAUCAGAGGGAGAGAAAGUACGCAUCGGUGAUGACCUAAUCCUCGUCAGUGUCUCCUCUGAAAGAUAUCUUCACUUAUCCAUCUCCAAUGGAAACAUCCAGGUGGAUGCUUCAUUUAUGCAGACUCUGUGGAACGUCCAUCCCAUCUGCUCUGGUAGCAACGUAGAAGAAGGUUACCUGUUAGGCGGUCACGUGAUGCGCCUCUUUCAUGGUCACGAUGAGGUGGUGAGCAUCCCAGGCUCAGAUCAGAGUGAAGAGCAGCAAAGGAUAGUCAACUAUGAGACGGGGAAAGCAGGUGCCAAGGCGAGGUCCUUGUGGAGGCUGGAGCCUCUUCGAAUUAGCUGGAGUGGGAGUCACAUUCGCUGGGGUCAGCCCUUUCGAUUGCGACACCUGACCACCGGUCACUACUUGGCCUUGACCGAGGACAAGGGUCUGGUGCUGCAGGACCGGGAGAGGUCUGACACGAUUUCCACAGCCUUCUGCUUUAGAGCAUCCAAGGAGAAGCUGGAGCAGAGCCCCAAGCGGGACAUUGAGGGCAUGGGGGUGGCAGAGAUUAAAUACGGGGACUCUAUCUGCUUUAUCAUGCAUGUGGCCACAAGUCUGUGGCUCUCCUACCAGGCACCUGAUGUCAAAUCUUCACGACUGGGUCCUCUCAAGAGAAGAGCAUGCCUUCAUUCCGAGGGACACAUGGACGACGGCCUCACCCUGCAGCGCUGUCAGCACGAGGAGUCUCGUGCCGCACGAAUUAUCCGCAACACCACGUUACUCUUUAAACGAUUCAUUAGAGAUCUCGACUGUUUGAGUGUUAAGAACAGGGCAAUGGUCGCCUUACCUGUGGAGGAGGUGCUGCAGACCCUCAACGACCUCAUUGCCUAUUUUCAGCUCCCCGACGCAGAGCUGGAGCACGAGGAAAAGCAGAUUAAGCUGCGCUCACUGAAGAACAGACAGAAUCUCUUCAAACAGGAAGGCAUGCUGACCCUUGUCUCCAACUGUAUUGACCGGCUGAAUGUAUAYAACAGUGCGGCCCACUUUGGGGAGUAUGCUGGGUUAGAAGCYGGAGCAGCCUGGAAAGAUAUUCUUAAUCUGCUGUAUGAGCUGCUAGCGGCGUUAAUCCGAGGGAACAGGAACAACUGCACUCAGUUCUCCAAUAACUUGGACUGGCURGUGAGCAAGCUGGAAAGGCUGGAGUCAUCUUCAGGCAUCCUGGAAGUUCUGCACUGCAUUUUAAUUGAGAGCCCCGAGGCRCUCAAUAUCAUCCAGAAAGGACACAUUAAGUCCAUCAUAUCACUGCUUUACAAGCAUGGUCGCAACCACAAGAUUCUGGACGUGCUCUGUUCGCUGUGCGUGUGUAAUGGUGUAGCUGUGCGAACCAAUCAGAACCUCAUCUGCGACCACUUGCUGCCAAAACGAGAUCUGCUGUUACAAACUCAGCUGGUCAAUGAUGUCCAGAGCAUGAGACCAAACAUCUUCCUGGGUGUGAGUGAAGGCUCCGCCCAGUAUAAGAAGUGGUACUAYGAGCUGAUGAUCGACCAGGUGGACCACUUUGUGACCAGUGAGCCCUCCCACCUGAGAGUGGGUUGGGCCAACACUAAAGGYUACGCACCUUACCCCGGAGGGGGCGAGGGCUGGGGGGGCAACGGAGUCGGCGAUGACCUCUACUCGUAUGGUUUUGAUGGACUCCACCUCUGGUCAGGUCGUAUCCCGCGGGCAGUUGCAUCUGUGAACCAGCAUAUCCUGACUUCAGAGGAUGUGGUGAGCUGUUGUCUGGACCUGGGAGCUCCCAGCAUCUCCUUCAGGAUCAACGGACAGCCUGUGCAAGGCAUGUUUGAAAAUUUCAACAUAGACGGACUCUUUUUCCCCGUCGUCAGCUUCUCUGCAGGGGUCAAGGUGCGCUUCCUGUUAGGUGGCCGACAUGGGGACUUUAAAUUCCUGCCUCCGUCAAAUUAUGCUCCGUGUUUUGAGGCUCUGUUACCCAAGGAGAAAAUGAGGGUGGAGCCAGUGAAAGAGUAUAAGAGAGAUGUUGAAGGAGUCCGGGAUCUGCUGGGAAAUCCUCAGUUCACUUCACAGGCCUCCUUCAUUCCCGUCCCUGUGGAAACCAGCCAGAUUAUCAUGCCUCCUCAUUUGGAGAAGAUUCGGGACAAACUGGCUGAAAACAUCCAUGAACUUUGGGGCAUGAACAAGAUCGAGCUGGGCUGGACUUACGGCAAGAUAAGGGAUGAUAAUAAACGACAGCAUCCAUGCCUGGUGGAUUUCUCAAAGCUGCCAGAAACUGAAAAGAACUACAAUCUGCAGAUGUCAACAGAAACUGUAAAGACUCUGCUGGCGUUAGGCUGUCGUAUUGUUCAGGUGAAUCCAAAUGCAGAGGACUCCCUCAAAAAGUUAAAAUUACCCAAGAAUUAUAUGAUGUCUAAUGGUUAUAAACCAUCCCCUCUGGACCUGUCUGACAUAAAACUGACUCCAGGCCAGGAGCUGCUGGUGGACAAACUGGCAGAAAAUGCACACAAUGUGUGGGCGAAGGACCGCAUCAAACAGGGAUGGACCUACGGCAUUCAGCAGGAUCUGAAGAGUAAACGUAACCCUCGCCUGGUUCCGUAUGUGCUGCUGGACGAGCGGACCAAGAAGUCAAACAGGGACAGCCUGCGCGAGGCUAUCCGCACCAUGAUUGGAUAUGGAUACAACAUCGAGCCCUUAGACCAGGAAGGCGGGCAAACAGUUGAGCGUCUCAGUAUCGAUAAGAUCCGCUUCUUCCGAGUUGAAAGGACRUACGCUGUGAAAACUGGAAAGUGGUACUUUGAAUUUGAAGCCGUUACUGGAGGGGACAUGAGAGUCGGCUGGGCCAGGCCUGGUUGUAAACCUGAUGUGGAGCUUGGUACAGAUGAGCUUGCUUUUGUCUUUGAUGGAUACAGAGGCCACUGUCUGAAYAUGGGGAGUCGGCUGUUUGGGCGCUGCUGGCACGCUGGGGAUGUAGUCAGCUGCAUGAUCAACAUGGAGGACAAGUCCAUAAUCUUUACUCUAAAUGGAGAGAUUCUAAUUACCACCAAGGGCUCUGAACUCUGCUUCACUGACUUUGAGGCUGAAGAUGGAUUUAUUCCAGUCUGUAGUCUCGGUCUGGCUCAGGUGGGUCGCAUGAAUUUGGGGAAAGAUGCUGGCACUUUCAAGUACUACACGACAUGCGGCCUGCAGGAGGGAUUCGAACCCUUCGCUGUCAACAUGAACCGCGAGGUCACGAUGUGGUUCAGCAAGCGUUUGCCUACUUUUGUCAAUGUGCCAAAAAACCACAACCACAUCGCAGUAACCAGGAUUGAUGGMACCAUCGACAGCCCUCCUUGUCUUAAAGUUACUCACAAGACGUUCGGCACCCAGAACAGUAACGCUGACAUGGUGUUUUGUCGUCUCAGCAUGCCUGUAGAGUUUCACUCUUCCUUUAAAUCUAAUCCUGGAGUUGAUAUGAAUGGUGUUCAGGAAGAGGAAAUACUCAAAGUUAAACAAAGAUAUCCACUGAGAUCUGUAAGACACAUUGAAGAAAGUAGACGGGUGGAUUACAGCAGCAUCACUUUGUACCACCACUCAGUGAGAAUCUUCGCUGGUCAGGACCCUAACUGUAUGUGGGUCGGAUGGGUGACUCCCGACUACCACUACUAUAGCAACAACUACCACCUUGGCAAAAACCGAACAGUCACUGUAACCCUGGGUGACGAGCGUGGACGAGUUCACGAGAGCGUGAAGAGGAGUAACUGCUACAUGGUGUGGGGCGGCGACGUGGUCGGUUCUGGCCACGCCUCCGGUGCCAGCAACGUUGAUCUGGAGAUUGGCUGUCUGAUAGACCUUGCCACUGGUUUGCUGACAUACACUGCCAAUGGCAAGGAGAUACCUACAUCUUACCAGGUUGAACCCAACACAAAACUUUUCCCUGCCGUGUUUGUGCGACCCACCAGCCCUACCCUGUUUCAGUUUGAACUGGCGAAAAUAAAGAAUGCCAUGCCUCUGUCRUCAGCCAUCUUUAAAAGUGAGCACAAAAACCCGGUGCCCCAGUCCCCGCCCCGACUGGAUGUGCAGACAAUUAAUGCGGUUCUGUGGAGCCGCAUGCCCAACACCUUCCUCAAAGUGGAGACAGCCAGAGUGAGUGAGAGGCACGGCUGGGUGGUUCAGUGUGUGGAACCCCUGCAGAUGCUGGCAGUCCACAUACCUGAGGAGAACAGGUGUGUCGAUAUCAUGGAGCUGUCCGAGCAGGAGGACAUGCGAAUGUUCCACUACCACACCUUGAAGCUCUACUGUGCCCUCUGUGCGCUGGGAAACACCCGUGUGGCCCACGCCCUCUGCAGCCACCUGGACCAAUCGCAGCUUGUCUACACCAUCGACAAUCAGUACUUGUCUGGCAUGUUGCGUGAAGGCUUCUACAACGUUCUGAUCAGCAUCCACUUGGAGACGGCCAAAGAGGCAAGACUCAUGAUGAAGGAUGAGUUCAUCAUUCCAGUCACAGCUGAAACGCGCUCCAUUCGUCUGUUUUCCGACGCUUCUAAAAAGCACAGUCUGCCUGGAGUGGGGCUUAGUACCUCUUUAAAACCUCGCCUCAACUUUACUCCGCCGUGUUUCAUCAGCACCAAACGGGAGCAUUUGUAUAGUCCGCAAAUGCCCCUGGAUGUACUAAAAGAGAAAGCAAUUUCAAUGCUGACGGAGGCCGUUUACGGCGGCGGGCACCACAUUCGGGAUCCUGUAGGAGGUGGUGUGGAGUAUCAGUUUGUGCCCAUCUUGAGGCUUAUUAGCACUUUGCUGACUAUGGGGGUUUUAGGCAGUGAGGAUGUUCAGAAGAUUUUGCUACUCAUCGACCCAAAUGUGUUCAGAGGGACACGGAAGGGGGGAGGAACAGGACACACAGACAAGGAGGGUCUUAAAGGGACAGAGGGCAAGGCAGUGGAAGCAGGAGAAGAGGAGGCAGCCAAGGAGGCAAAACAACCAAUGGAGGGACUGCUGGAGAAGAGGCUUCCAGAGCCUGUUAAACGACAGAUGUGUGAGCUGCUGCAUUAUUUCUGUGACUGUGAGCUGAAGCACCGCAUCGAGGCCAUCGUGUCCUUUUCCGACAGCUUCGUUUCCAAACUGCAGUACAACCAGAAGUUCCGCUACAAUGAGCUCAUGCUGGCCCUGAAUAUGUCUGCAGCCGUCACAGCAAAGAAGACCAAAGAGUUCAGAUCGCCUCCUCAAGAGCAGAUCAAUAUGCUGCUAACCUUCAGUACGGGAGAUGACUGUCCGUGUCCUGUAGACAUACAGGAGGAACUUUAUGACUUUCACAACCAGCUGCAGCUCCACUGUGGAAUCCCAAUGGAAGAGGAAGAUGACGAGCGGGACACGUCUAUUAAGGGUCGCCUCCUUAUGCUGGUGAACAGGAUCAAAAGUCAGUCUCAGAAAGCACAAGAACCCAAAGAGAAGAAGCAAGCUGCACCAUCUAAUCUGAAGGAGCUCAUCUCUCAGACCAUGGUAAGCUGGUCCCAGGAGUGCCACAUCCAGGACCCAAAACUUGUUCGCAAGAUGUUCAGUCUGCUGAGGAGGCAGUAUGACAGCAUCGGGGAGCUGCUCCGGGCCAUGAGGAAGACCUACACCAUUAGUGCUGCCUCAGUUCAAGACACCAUCAACCUCUUGGCCUCCCUUGGUCAAAUCAGAUCUCUGCUGUCUGUUAGGAUGGGGAAGGAGGAGGAGAAGCUCAUGAUCGAUGGACUCAGUGAUAUCAUGAACAACAAAGUGUUUUACCAGCACCCAAACCUGAUGAGAAUACUGGGCAUGCAUGAGACGGUAAUGCAGGUCAUGGUCAACGUACUUGGAGGAGACAAAUCUCAGGAAAUCGCUUUCCCUAAAAUGGUGGCCAGCUGUUGUCGCUUCCUGUGUUACUUUUGCCGGAUCAGUCGGCAGAACCAAAAAGCCAUGUUCGAUCACCUCAGCUACCUGCUGGAGAACAGUAGCGUGGGCCUYGCCUCACCAUCUAUGAGGGGAUCCACCCCUCUUGAUGUUGCUGCUUCCUCUGUGAUGGACAACAAUGGCUUGGCACUGGCACUCGAAGAACCCGAUCUGGAAAAGGUGGUCACAUACCUGGCUGGAUGUGGACUCCAGAGUUGUCUGAUGCUUCUGGCUAAAGGUUACCCAGACAUCGGCUGGAACCCCAUCGAAGGAGAGCGAUAUCUGUCCUUCCUGCGUUUUGCAGUUUUUGUCAACGGUGAGAGUGUGGAGGAGAACUCGAGUGUUGUGGUGAAAUUGCUCAUCCGUCGCCCAGAAUGUUUUGGACCUGCUCUUAGAGGCGAGGGAGGAAAUGGUCUGCUGGCUGCGAUGAAGGAAGCCAUUAAGAUCUCUGAAACACCCGCUUUGGACCUGCCUGGCUCCGUGCAUCGAGUCAGCUCUGACCUGUCUUGUGAUGAUGAUGAUGAAGAGGAAGUGGUCCACAUGGGCAAUGCCAUCAUGUCCUUCUACUCUGCACUUAUUGACUUGUUGGGACGCUGUGCUCCUGAGAUGCAUCUCAUCAACAAGGGAAAAGGGGAAGCUCUGCGGAUCCGUGCCAUCCUGCGCUCUCUGGUGCCCACGGAGGAUCUUGUGGGAAUUAUCAGCAUUCCUCUCAAAAUGCCGGUCACUAACAAAGACGGAUCAGUGACYGAGCCAGACAUGUCAGCCAGCUUCUGCCCAGACCACAAAGCCCCCAUGGUGCUGUUUUUAGACAGGGUGUAUGGCAUCGAGGACCAAAGCUUUCUGCUUCAUCUGCUGGAAGUGGGCUUCCUCCCUGACCUGAGGGCGGCUACUUCUAUGGAUACGGAGGGUCUGUGUACCACCGAGACAGCCCUGGCCAUGAAUCGAUACAUUGGUUCAACCAUGCUGCCCCUCCUGACCCGCUGUGCCCCUCUCUUUGCUGGCACCGAGCACUUCGCCACCCUCAUCGACUCCACCCUGCACACCAUCUACCGGCUCUCCAAGGGCCGCUCGCUAACCAAGGCACAGAGAGAUGCCAUAGAAGAGUGUUUGCUCUCCAUUUGCAAGCACCUUCGUCCCUCCAUGCUUCAGCAGCUCCUGCGUCGUCUCGUCUUUGAUGUGCCCUUGUUGACUGAAUACUGCAAGAUGCCUCUGAGGCUAUUAACCAACCACUAUGAGCAGAACUGGAAGUACUACUGCCUCCCAUCGGGUUGGGGCAGCUUUGGUACGGCGUCCGAAGACGAGCUGUUGCUCACUAAGAAGAUCUUCUGGGGCGUGUUUGAUUCUCUGUCUCAAAGGAAGUAUGAACCUGAGUUGUUCAAGAUGGCUAUGCCUUGUCUCAGUGCCAUAGCUGGAGCUUUGCCACCAGACUACGUGGAUGCCUCUAUCAAUACGACCGUAGAAAAACCUAUUUCUGUUGAUGCCCAGGGGAACUUUGACCCUAAGCCCAUCAAUAUUGCAAACAUUGUUCUGCCAGAAAAGCUUGAACAUUUCGCCAACAAAUACAGUGAGCAUUGCCAUGAGAAAUGGUCUGCAGAAAAGGUGCUGCUUGGGUGGAAAUAUGGAGACUGUGUGGAUGAGAAGGCCAAGACUCACCCUCAGCUCAGGACCUACAAAGCCCUGACAGAGAAGGAGAAGGAGAUUUACAGAUUGCCAAUUAGGGACUCACUGAAGAGCAUGCUGGUGAUGGGCUGGAGCAUCGACAGAACAAAGGAUGGAGAGAGCAUGUCUCAACAGAGGGAGAAUGAGAAAAUGAGAAAAAUAUCUCAAGCUUCUCAGGCCAAUGGCUUCAAUCCAAGCCCAAUAGACACAAGCAACGUGGUUUUAUCCAGAGAAUUGCAGGGGAUGGUGGAGGUAAUGGCUGAGAAUUACCAUAACAUCUGGGCCAAGAAGAAGAAAAGUGACCUUGGAAGCCGAGGUGGGGGAACACAUCCUCUGUUGGUGCCCUACGACACACUGACAGCCAAGGAGAAGGCCCGUGAUCGAGAGAAGGCUCAGGACCUCUUUCGCUUCCUGCAAAUUAAUGGCUAUAGCAUUACAAGGGGUUUAAAGGACCUAGAGCAGGAUUCCUCCUCCAUGGAAAAAAGGUUCGCCUAUAGGUUCCUCAAAAAGCUCCUCAAGUACGUCGACUCUGCCCAGGAAUUCAUUGCCCACUUAGAGGCCAUGGCUGCCAGUGGCAAAACAGACAGAUCGCCUCAUGAACAGGAAAUCAAGUUUUUUGCCAAGGUCCUCCUCCCUCUCAUCGAUCAGUACUUCAAGAACCACUCUCUGUACUUCCUCUCCUCCCCCAACAAGAACCUCAGCAGCAGUGGUUACGCCUCCAACAAGGAGAAAGAAAUGGUCACCAGCUUGUUUUGUAAACUGGCAGCUCUUGUCAGACACAGGAUUUCACUCUUUGGGAGCGACUCCACCACCAUGGUCAGCUGUCUGCACAUCCUGGCACACACACUCGACACCAGGACGGUGAUGAAGUCAGGCUCAGAGCAGGUGAGGUUGGGCCUCAGGAUGUUCUUUGAGAAUGCUGCAGAGGACUUGGAGAAAACCUUCGAGAACCUGAAGCUGGGGAAGUUCACUCACUCCCGCUCGCAGAUGAAAGGGGUGUCGCAGAAUAUCAACUACACCACCGUGGCGCUGCUCCCCAUUCUGACGGCUCUGUUUGAACACAUCACCCAGCACCACUUUGGAGUCGACCUGCUUUUGGAUGACGUCCAAGUGUCCUGCUAUCGAAUCCUGACCAGCCUCUAUGCAUUGGGCACUGGGAAAAAUAUCUACGUGGAGAGGCAGCUGCCAGCUCUCGGCCAGUGUUUGGCCACUCUGGCUGGGGCUAUGCCUGUAGCCUUCCUAGAGCCAAAGCUUAACACGUACAACCCCUGCUCUGUUUUUAAUACCAAAAGUGCACGGGAUAGAACCGUCCUCGGAAUUCGAGCGUCGGUUGAAGAAAUGUGUCCGGGGAUGCCRCGGCUGGACGGCCUCAUGAAAGACAUCAACGACAUGGCCGAGUCUGGAGCGCGGUACACCGAGAUGCCCCACGUGAUCGAGGUGGUGCUGCCCAUGCUGUGCAACUAUCUGUCCUACUGGUGGGAGAAGGGGCCUGAAAACCAGCCCGCCAGCGGGGGGAACAUCUGCUGCACCACAGUCACCUCGGAGCACCUCAGCCUCAUCCUYGGCAACAUCCUCAAGAUCCUCAACAACAACCUGGGCAUCGACGAGGCCUCGUGGAUGAAGAGAAUCGCAGUUUACGUGCAGCCCAUCAUCAGCAAGGCUCGUGCAGACUUGCUGAAGAGCCACUUCUUACCCACGCUGGAGAAACUCAAGAAGAAGACGGUAAAGGUGGUGGCUGAGGAGGAGCUUCUUAAGGCCGACUGUAAAGGAGACACUCAGGAGGCCGAGCUGCUCAUCCUGGACGAGUUUGCCAUCCUCUGCAGGGAUCUGUACGCCUUUUACCCCAUGCUCAUCCGCUAUGUGGACAACAACAGGUCCAGGUGGCUCAAAGAACCAGAUAUAGACUCCAACGAGCUCUUCAGAAUGGUUGCAGAGAUAUUUAUUCUCUGGUGCAAAUCUCAUAAUUUUAAAAGAGAAGAGCAGAACUUUGUGGUGCAGAAUGAAAUCAACAACCUGUCCUUYUUAACUGGAGACAACAAAACAAAGAUGUCAAAGUCCUUUAAGGAAAAGUCCGGCGGACAAGACCAGGAGAGGAAGCACAAGAAGAGACGYGGUGAGUUCUACUCCAUCCAGACCUCGCUGAUCGUGGCUGCUCUGAAGAAGAUGCUGCCAAUCGGUCUCAACAUGUGUACUCCCGGGGAUCAGGAGCUCAUCUCUCUUGCCAAGACCCGCUACCUCAUGAAAGACACAGACGAAGAGGUGAAAGACCAUAUACAUCAGAAUUUGCACCUUCGAGAAAGGUCUGAAGACCCUGCUGUGAGGUGGCAGCUGAACCUCUACAGGGACAUAGCGAUGAGGAUUGAGGGKCCUCCUGACCCAGAACGAGUGGUGGAUCGGAUCCAGAGAAUCUCAGCUGCCAUCUUUAACCUGGAACAGGUGGAGCAGCCGCUGAGAUCCAAAAAAUGUGUCUGGCAGAAGCUGCUGUCCAAACAGAGAAAGCGAGCGGUUGUUGCCUGCUUCCGAAUGGCUCCACUUUAUAAUCUGCCAAGGCAUCGUUCUAUUAACCUCUUCCUCCUGGCAUAUCAAAGUAUAUGGAUAGAAACAGAGGAGUACUCUUUUGAGGAGAAGCUGGUACAGGACCUCGCAAAAACGCAGCCUAAAGUGGAAGAAGAGGAGGAGGAGGAGAUCAGAAAGCAGCCCGACCCUCUUCACCAGCUUAUUCUGCAUUUCAGCCACAACGCUCUGACUGAGUGCAGUUCUUUGGCAGAAGAUCCUUUGUAUAUUGCCUAUGCAGAUAUGAUGGCAAAGAGUUGUGCUGAAGGUGAAGAAGAGGAAGAAGGAAAAGAGAAAACRUUUGAGGAAAAGGAAAUGGAGAAACAAAAGAUGCUGUAUCAGCAAGCCCGAYUGCACGAUCGGGGAGCAGCAGAGAUGGUGCUGCAGAUGAUCAGUGCCAGCAAAGGUCGUCUUGGUGCUACUGUGACGUUUACCCUCAAACUGGGUAUUUCUGUUCUCAACGGGGGAAACAUUCUGGUCCAGCAGAAAAUGCUGGACUAUCUGAAGGAAAAACGAGAUGUUGGCUUUUUCAAGAGCUUGUCUGGACUGAUGAUGUCGUGCAGUGUUCUGGAUUUGAAUGCGUUUGAAAGGCAAAACAAAGCUGAAGGUCUGGGGAUGGUUACUGAAGAGGGAUCAAUCAACGUGAGUGAGCGGGGUUCCAAAGUUCUGCAAAAUGACGAGUUUACCAAGGAUCUCUUUAGGUUUCUGCAGCUUCUGUGUGAAGGUCACAAUAAUGAUUUUCAAAAUUUCCUGAGAACUCAGACAGGGAAUACAACUACAGUCAAUAUCAUCAUCAGCACAGUYGAUUACCUGCUAAGACUCCAGGAAUCCAUCAGUGAUUUCUACUGGUACUACUCUGGGAAAGACGUCAUUGAUGAGGCCGGGCAGAGAAACUUCUCUAAAGCUCURGCGGUCGCUAAACAGGUCUUCAACUCAUUAACGGAAUAUAUUCAGGGUCCAUGCAUAGGUAAUCAGCAGAGUCUGGCUCACAGUAGGCUGUGGGAUGCAGUGGUGGGUUUCCUGCAUGUUUUUGCCAACAUGCAGAUGAAGUUAUCCCAGGACUCCAGUCAGAUUGAAUUAUUGAAGGAGCUCCUAGACCUGCAGCAGGACAUGAUUGUCAUGAUGCUGUCUCUCCUAGAAGGUAACGUUGUGAACGGAACCAUUGGUAAACAAAUGGUGGACACCUUGGUGGAAUCUUCCAGCAAUGUGGAGAUGAUUCUGAAAUUUUUUGACAUGUUCCUCAAGUUGAAAGACUUGACCACCUCGGAUAGUUUCAAGGAGUACGACUCCGAGAGCAAAGGGGUCAUCUCCAAAAAGGAUUUUCAGAAGUCCAUGGAGAACCAGAAACAGUACACCCAGUCUGAGAUUGAGUUCCUCCUCUCCUGUGCCGAGGCUGAUGAAAACGACAUGUUCAGCUACAAACAGUUUGUGGAGAGAUUUCACGAGCCAGCGAAGGACAUCGGCUUCAAUGUAGCCGUGUUGCUAACAAACCUCUCGGAGCACAUGCCCCAUGACGCUCGCCUGUCCACUUUCCUCAAUCUCGCCGAAAGCGUCCUCAGCUACUUCGAGCCGUUCUUGGGCCGCAUCGAGAUCAUGGGCGGCGCCAAGCGCAUCGAGAGGGUCUACUUUGAGAUCAGCGAGUCGAGUCGCACGCAGUGGGAGAAGCCCCAGGUGAAGGAGUCGAAGCGGCAGUUCAUAUUCGACGUGGUCAACGAGGGCGGGGAGAGCGAGAAGAUGGAGCUGUUUGUCAACUUCUGCGAGGACACCAUCUUUGAGAUGCAGCUGGCUUCUCAGAUUUCGGAGCCGGACCCCGUCGAGCACCAGGACGAGGACGAGGACGAGAGCCAGAGCAUGGUGGAGAACCAAGAGGAGGAAGAGGAAGAGGGCAUGACGAUGGAGUCUUCCUCUGCGUUCACCGUUGCCUGCAUCUCAAUGAGAAAGAGCCUCUGUAAUUUUCGGCAGCUGCUGACCCUCAAGAGCAUGAGGCGCCAGUGCAGGAAGUUCAGGAAGAUGAGUGUGAGGGAGAUGGUGAGGGGCUUCUUUUCCUUCUUCUGGAUCAUCAUCACAGGCUUCUUYCACUUCGUCUACAACUUUGUUUGGGGUUUCUUUCACAUCCUGUGGACCACUCUGUUCGGGGGCGGCCUCGUCGAAGGAGCGAAGAACAUGAAAGUGACGGACAUUUUAGGAAACAUGCCCGACCCCACUCAGUUUGGAAUCCACGGAGACAUUCUGGAGACAGAAAAGAUGGAAGCAAGUGAAGCGUUGACGUUGGAAGAGAUGGGUCAGCUGGCUCAGAGUGAUGCRGCCGAGGCCGACUUGAUGGCCGAGCUGCUCAACAUACAGCCCAAAAGGGAGGGCAAGCAUGGGACUGAGCCGGGUUUGGGGGACGUGUCAGAGGUGGUGGUGGGAGACACUCCUUCAAUAGCCAGUGCAGUCACGCAGAAAAAGGCCCAGAUGGCUGCUAAGAAGAGUUCUACAAAUGGAGACUACAAAUCUGAUUCAGAGAAAGGAGAUUCGGAAGAUGGAGAGAAAAAAGACCAYGACAAGGCCAAAGAUGAAGCCCCCCCAGAGCCCUCAAUGGAGGAGAAGAGAGCCCCGAAGAAGAGGCUCGGUCUGAGAAAAGAGCCACCAGAGGCCUUCAUGGCCAGCUUCUUGGCUGGCCUGGAAAUCUAUCAAACUAAGAUGCUGAACUACUUGGCAAGAAAUUUCUACAACCUCCGCUUCCUAGCCCUGUUUGUUGCUUUUGCGAUCAACUUCAUUCUUCUCUUCUACAAGGUGACUGGUGAUUACUCAGAGGAUGAAGACCCCUGGAGCCGCAGAGGUAGAACGGGAGAGGAGGAGGAAGAAGGAGCGCUCGAGUGUUUUGUCCUGCAGGAAAGCACCGGCUACAUGGCGCCAACGCUUUGCUGUUUGGCGAUAUUACACACUAUCAUUUCUUUCCUGUGUGUAGUGGGAUACUACUACUUAAAGGUGCCUCUGGUGGUAUUUAAGAGGGAAAAGGAGAUAGCGAGGAAGUUGGAAUUUGCCGGCCUCUACAUCACUGAGCAGCCGUCCGAUGAUGACAUUAAAGGACAGUGGGACAGGCUGGUCAUCAACACUCCUUCUUUCCCCAACAACUACUGGGAUAAAUUUGUGAAACGUAAAGUGAUAAAAAAGUACGGAGACCUGUACGGUGCAGAGAGGAUAGCAGAGCUGCUGGGUUUGGACAAGAGUGCUCUGGAUUUCAAUCCCACAGAGGAAACUGUUGCCAAGGAGGCCUCGCUCGUGUCAUGGUUGAGCUCAAUUGAUACAAAGUACCACAUCUGGAAGAUGGGGGUGGUGUUCACAGACAAUUCAUUCCUGUAUCUGGUUUGGUACACUACCAUGUCCAUUCUGGGACACUACAACAACUUCUUCUUCGCUGCACAUCUUCUGGACAUCGCUAUGGGCUUCAAGACGCUCCGCACCAUCCUGUCCUCCGUCACUCAYAACGGCAAACAGCUGGUGCUGACGGUGGGCCUGCUGGCUGUCGUGGUGUAUCUCUACACUGUGGUGGCCUUCAACUUCUUCAGGAAGUUCUACAACAAGAGCGUGGACGACGACGAGCCGGAUAUGAAGUGUGACGACAUGAUGACGUGUUACCUGUUCCACAUGUACGUCGGAGUGAGAGCAGGUGGCGGCAUCGGGGAUGAAAUCGAGGACCCSGCUGGUGAUCCCUACGAACUUUACCGCAUCCUGUUUGACAUCACUUUCUUCUUUUUUGUCAUCGUCAUCCUGCUGGCCAUCAUCCAGGGUUUGAUCAUUGAUGCGUUUGGRGAGCUGAGAGACCAGCAGGAACAAGUCAAAGAAGACAUGGAGACCAAAUGUUUUAUUUGUGGCAUYGGUAAUGAUUACUUUGACACGACGCCUCACGGCUUUGAGACCCACACUUUGCAAGAGCACAAUUUGGCCAACUACCUGUUUUUUCUGAUGUACCUCAUCAAUAAGGAUGAAACAGAGCACACUGGUCAGGAGUCCUACGUGUGGAAGAUGUAUCAGGAGCGCCUCUGGGAUUUCUUCCCGGCUGGAGACUGCUUCCGGAAGCAGUACGAAGAUCAGCUUGGAUAGAGCAGAUGCAUCCACGUGAAGCGGGAAACAUCCUACCUACAAACCCAACGCAGAGUCAACCCAGCAUCACUUUGGAAAGACUUCACCAGAAACAAACACAAGAACUAUUUUAAAAAUAAAAACAAAAACAAGCAGUGGGGGAGGAGGCAGGUAAACGUGGGUAAAGUAUGGCAAAAACAGACCUCUAACAUGCUCAGACUCACUUCUUCUCUUUUUGAUUCGGGACAUGUUAUUGACGUGUGUUUCCUUUUACUCCACAUAACCCCAAAUUAUUGCACAAUUUCUGUUUGUUUGUUUUUUAUUCUACUUCUUUAUUUUGUAGUGUUUUUUGAGAAAUAGUGGGUAUGUGGGGGUAUGGGACAAUGUGUCAGACAUUAUUAUGCACAAUGUAUGAAUGUUGAUCUUGAGACUUAAUGCCAAACAAAAAGCAGAGAGGUUAAAUAGAUUAGAGUGCAAAAAUGUGAUAAAAGAAAAGUUUUAUUCAGAUGUUGUAUUGUUGCAUAUUAAGGUGAAUUUGUAGAAUGAUGUGGCUAAAGGUAAAAAAAAAUAAAAUAAAAUGCCUAAAAUUCUUUUUGAAGUGCCUUACAGUACUGUAUCUACAUUACAAUGAAGCUAUGCAAAACGUUUUCUUUUCUUUAUUGUAUGUAACAGUAACCCAUAACUGACCAGGUACAGUACGUAGUUUUUAUUUGAACGUGUAAGAAAAGCCUUGGUUUGUUUUAUUUUGUUGCUGAAUGCAGCAUAACUUCAGAUGUUCAAGAUACACAAUGUAUAAAUGAAAAAUAGAACUGAACCCCUCAGAUAUGAAAAAAAAAAAUACAAAAAAUAUAUAUGCUAUUGUAUGGCAAUUUGUAUGUAAUAGCUUUGCUGAUCUGUGCAUUUCUUUUGAUGGAAAACAAAUAAAUAGUUAAAGUUAAAAAUGYUCAUUUUUUAUUUAGUUAAAGGGGAAUUGCAAAGUCCACUUUUUUAGCCAUUUAAAGCAGUUUGUUGUGUAUUUGGAGCAUCUAAGAGUGCAGACAAGUUGAAUUUAGUUGCUGAGAUAUCUUUAAAUCUGUUAAUUUUCAACCUACUUUCUCUAUGACGCCUUCUGAACUAUUACAUCCCGUUGACCACUGAACAAUAAUGAAGAAAUAUAAAUGUUUAUAAUUGAACUAAAUAUCUAAAAACUGAUUUAUUGUGGUAGUAGCUUGGAUUUAUCCUCAGCUCAUAUUUUGAGCACCUCUGAUUAAAAACAUUGACAUGAA
Molecule: messenger RNA, 16084 nt
Organism: Austrofundulus limnaeus
Lineage: Eukaryota; Metazoa; Chordata; Actinopteri; Cyprinodontiformes; Rivulidae
Product: ryanodine receptor 3
Exons: 104
Coding region: 189-14840 (4883 amino acids)
Biological process (GO): intracellular calcium ion homeostasis; release of sequestered calcium ion into cytosol by sarcoplasmic reticulum; striated muscle contraction
Cellular component (GO): calcium channel complex; Z disc; sarcolemma
Molecular function (GO): protein binding; ryanodine-sensitive calcium-release channel activity
Source: RefSeq, a predicted model, not a curated record